Molecule: messenger RNA, 2123 nt
Organism: Conger conger (European conger)
Lineage: Eukaryota; Metazoa; Chordata; Actinopteri; Anguilliformes; Congridae
Product: vacuolar protein sorting-associated protein 37D-like
Exons: 4
Coding region: 1019-1897 (292 amino acids)
Biological process (GO): ubiquitin-dependent protein catabolic process via the multivesicular body sorting pathway; protein targeting to vacuole; protein targeting to membrane
Cellular component (GO): ESCRT I complex
Source: RefSeq, a predicted model, not a curated record
UUGUUCAUUUUUCUUGUGUUGUGUGCUGAAAGACCUCGCCUCCACGAGGUGGCGGUCUCCUAAUAUACAGGCGUGAUCUUAACAGGACACUCACCCACAGGGACCAGUCAGAUGGAGGAAACACGCAACAGUUUACCUGUUGAUCCUUAGCGGUCCCACAUACUUGCUCGUCUAUCUUCCUUCAGCUUGCCUACAUUUUCAAUUUACCUGGCAACUGGAAUUACAGUCGUUCUAUGUGCACCUGCCCACUGCAGGGAGGGUGUGCGUGGCCUUUCCGUGCACCCCUUUAAAGGCCAUACUGUCAGAGGCGAUGUGGCUGAGGCUUUUAUUUUGCAACGAAUACAAUCUCCUUAAAACCAGACACAAAGUUGUAUCUCAUUACAGUCUCAGUACACACAUUGUUUUAAUUUUUAGUUUGUAUUAAUUGGGUUCAAUGAAUUGGUAAAAAGGGGAAAAAAACAAUUCAUGGAAAUAAUUCAUUUACAACGUGUCUCAUUAAAUCUCAAAUGACAGCGCUUGUAUCAUUUCGUAAAUCCCUGUGGAUAAGAGCACGGGCAAUUGCGUCAUGUGCUGCAAUUGUAAUGUAUCCUAAUAAGCACAGAUUCCUGGACGCCUCGGAUAAUACGACAACUGUAGAAAGCCUUUUCAUAUUUAAACUUGUGGACUGCCUGCAAAUAUCAGCGUCAGGGUACAUUAUAGAACUAUUCCUAUGCAUUUGAGACGGCCAAGUGCUGCAUGUUUUAUCAUAGGAUUUCAUAAUGUGUUUCGAUAAAGGGUUAAUCUUAUAUCCCAUGCGUUCGUGCGGCUGCCCGUGGCAUUACAUAUACUAAACGAAGCCAGUGUGAAACUGGCAAUGCAGGAACUCGCAUUGUCUCGGGCAACGGUGCGGUUCUUGUUUGUGGUCAAGAACAAUGUAACUUGUAUUACCUAAAAUCUUGCGUCUAUGUAUGUCGUCUUCGGGUGACAAGUUGGAACAGGGUCGGCUCGUGCGCUGAAUCGUCUGAACAGCAAGUGAAGGAUGUCCCGCAGUCGAGACCUAAACUCUAACCCAGACCAAUUUAGGAUUCUGAACACCAAUGAGCUCCGGAAUCUUUUACAAGAUGAAGGAACAAUGGAUCAGAUCAUCAGACUCAGUCAAAAGUUUCAGGGCCUGCAGGUGGACAGAGAGACCCUGCUGACUGCUAACCGCAGCCAAGCGGAGGAGAAUCUUUCUCAACGGCCGCGUCUCCAGAACUGCAAGCUACUGCUGGCUGAGAAGUACCGGGAGCUGGAGCAGCUCGACGCCGUCUGCCGGGAGAAGCAGAGCCGACUGGACACCUGCAUACAAAGGCAUGGGCCUCAGACAGCCCAGCACCUUCUCCAGGAAGAGGUAGCUCGUGCUGAGGUGAAAUCAGAGGAUCUCCUGGAGAACUUCAUGGAAGGUGGCAUGUCACUGGAAGGGUUCCUGGAGUCCUUUCAAUGCUCCAGGAAAGUGUACCACAUCCGUCGCGCCCAGGCAGAGAAGCUGCAGGAGUUGUGUAGGCCGCGCUGGAAACUCAGGAACCUCAACGAGGCCAAGAACGAAUCCAGAGAGCAGCAGAAGCCUCCUGUGGAUGGCCCUGCUGCUCCAGGCCCACCGCGUGUCUUUAAGCUCCGCUACGGCCUCACCCCAGCCAUCAUCCUUCCCCGGGUUCCCCUGGCCUCCAACCCAGCCCCGGCCCAUGCUGCCUGUCUACCACCUCUGGAUAAGCAACUAGGCCAGGCUUUUGGGCCUAGUGCUCCCUGUCCUGGCCCCGGCCAGCCAGUGGGCCUCAGAGUGAUCGGGCACCUCCCUGGAUGGUCAGCCAGGCCAGUACGUUUACAGCAGCUUUGUAGGCAGCCAAACCACCAUCAGCAGCCAGACCCCCCGUUGCGAUAAUGCAACUGCUUUCCUUCCAGAUCAGCAGCUCACACAAAAUCGUUGACUGACAUCUUUGUUGGUAUGGUUAUGGAAAGUCAUGGCCAGGCAACAGGCCAGCCAAGCCAACAGCUUAUUGGACACUGCCACAACUAAGGGUUGUUAUUAAAAAAGUAAAAGUUAUGAUAUAUUUGAUACGUCAACUGUAAUCAAUAAAAUGGCUCAAAGUUGCUUCUACUAAUGUUCA